This is a messenger RNA of Ustilaginoidea virens, 1614 nucleotides long. RefSeq lists its product as uncharacterized. The record is from RefSeq and is a predicted model, not a curated record. Gene Ontology annotation, cellular component: mitochondrion. Gene Ontology annotation, biological process: mitochondrial respiratory chain complex I assembly. NCBI's taxonomy places the organism in Eukaryota, Fungi, Ascomycota, Sordariomycetes, Hypocreales, Clavicipitaceae. Bases 1 to 1614 code for a protein of 537 amino acids. Gene Ontology annotation, molecular function: protein-arginine omega-N symmetric methyltransferase activity. The transcript is spliced from 4 exons.
AUGAGGGCCACGACGGUUGCCGCAGUCCGCAAGGGUCUGCGGCGCGUCUUCCCUUGCCGGUCUUUGUGUUUGUGCAAUACUCUUGCUGGACGUGGACGACAUUGCGCCGCCUCGACCUGGUCAUCGUCGCCAAAAUGGCCAAUCUCGCCAACCCCCCCGAUCAAAAGACGAGCAUCCACCGCCGUUCCUGGUCGCCAAGACAGGCAGUGGUCAACACCGCUGGCCAAGCAGCUGUUCGAAGCGAUAUCGACAACGGGCCCUGUGCCUUUGGCGGCCUACAUGCGCAUGUGCUUGACCGGAGACUUGGGCGGCUACUAUACUGGCGCGAUUGGCCUCGGCCGGGAUCAGUUCGGCGUCGAGGGCGACUUCGUCACGUCUCCCGAAAUAUCCCAAAUCUUCGGCGAGCUCGUCGGCGUGUGGUUCAUCGCCGAGUGGAUCAGUCAAGGCCGGCCCAGGCAAGGCGUCCAGCUAAUCGAGGUUGGACCUGGUCGUGGCACCCUGAUGGACGACAUGUUGAGAACCAUGAAGCGAUUUCCGGCCAUGCUUGAUAGCCUCGACUCGGUGUUUCUGGUCGAGGCGAGUCCCGAGCUUCGUGAUGCCCAAAAGAGGCUGCUUUGCGGACCUGAUGCCCAAUUCACGUCGGGCCAUGUUGGCACGCGGGGGCAUGAAAAGCACGCAGGAAAGCCCAUCGUAUGGACCGAGAGCAUCAAGUCCAUUCCCCUUGAGGCAGACAAAGUGCCAUUCAUCGUAGCUCACGAGUUUUUCGACGCCUUGCCCAUUCAUGCAUUCCAAUCAGCGCCAGCCGAACCACCCAAAUCCACAGCCAGUCGUCUCCCCGAGCAAGAUCGCGUCGCCAGCGCCCCUGCGAACCCAACCUCGACGCCACAACCACCUCGUUCCGAGUGGCGUGAAAUGAUGGUUUCCCCUGUAAACCCAGCCGCCAUCCCUGCCGCUCAAGCCAGGUCCAAAGCCGACGGCUGCUCGCAUGAGGCCCCCGACGAAUUUCAGCUUAUCCUCUCGUCCAAGCCAACGCGACACUCGCGAUAUCUACCCGAAACAUCCCCCAGAUACCGAAAGCUGAAGCAGGCUCCUGGCUCCGUCAUCGAAAUCUGCCCCGACGCGUCCCUCUACGCUGCCGAGUUCGCGCGCCGAAUAGGGGGAUCUGCUCUAUUCCAAAAGCCCACGCCAAGCGGUGCCGCCCUGAUACUGGACUACGGCACGUCCGACACCAUCCCGGUCAACUCCCUGCGGGGCAUUCGAAACCACAAACUCGUCAGCCCCUUUUCAGCCCCGGGCAUGGUGGACUUGAGCGCCGACGUGGACUUUACAGCCGUUGCGGAAGCUGCCACGCGCGCUAGCGACGGCGUCGAAGUCCACGGCCCCGUGUCUCAGGCCGACUUCCUGGAACGCAUGGGCGUCAGGGAGAGGGCGGACGUGCUGGUAAGGGCCGCCCGCGCCAAAAAUGCCCCGGUAGACGCGAUUGAAAAGUCCUGGAAGCGGCUUGUCGACCGCGGCCCGAAUGGCAUGGGGAAGACCUAUAAAGCUUUGGCGAUAUUGCCCGAGAACAAUGGCAGCAGACGCCCGGCAGGCUUCGGAGGGGACGUGGCGCGGUAG